UCAGGACUGCGGCGGCGCGGACAGCAGCGCAGCGGCGGGGACCACAGCGGCCCAGGUCGGUCUUCGCAGCCGGCUUUGGCGAAGAUGCCAGAACAGAGCAAUGACUACCGCGUGGUGGUGUUCGGGGCCGGCGGCGUGGGCAAGAGCUCGCUGGUGCUCCGGUUCGUGAAGGGGACGUUCCGGGACACGUACAUCCCGACCAUCGAGGACACGUACCGGCAGGUGAUCAGCUGCGACAAGAGCGUGUGCACACUGCAGAUCACGGACACGACCGGCAGCCACCAGUUCCCGGCCAUGCAGCGCCUCUCCAUCUCCAAGGGCCACGCCUUCAUCCUGGUGUUCUCGGUGACCAGCAAGCAGUCGCUGGACGAGCUGAGCCCCAUCUACAAGCUCAUCGUGCAGAUCAAGGGCAGCGUGGAGGACAUCCCCAUCAUGCUCGUGGGGAACAAGUGCGACGAGACGCAGCGCGAGGUGCACACGCGCGAGGCGCAGGCCGUGGCGCAGGAGUGGAAGUGCGCCUUCAUGGAGACCUCGGCCAAGAUGAACUACAACGUCAAGGAGCUGUUCCAGGAGCUGCUGACGCUCGAGACGCGCCGCAGCGUCAGCCUCAGCGUGGACGGCAAGCGCUCCAGCAAGCAGAAGAGGGCCGACCGCAUCAAGGGCAAGUGCGCGCUCAUGUGAGCCCUCCAGAGCCGGCCAGGGCCCGGGGCCCCUGCUCCCCGCCGUCCUCCCUCCCCUCCGCCCUCCUCUCGCGGCUCCUCUCCCCCUCCUCCCUCCCCUCCCUUCUCCGCUGUUCCUUCCCGCCUCCUGCUCCUCUCUUCCCUCCCCCUUCCUUUCUUCCUUCCUCCUCUCCUUCCUCUUGCCCCUCCCUCCCUCCUCCUCCCAGCCCACCAGCCCUCCACACCUCCGUAGCUUUCAUCCCCUGCUCACCCCUUCCUCUCCAUCUCUCUGUCCUUGCCCCUCCUAUCUGUGCUCCCCAACCACACACUGGAGAGCGUCCCCUGUGGAUCUGAAAGCAGGGAGCCCGAGGACCUGCUUGCCCCAGCCAGAAUCAGGGAGGCCGCCUGGCCUCUUCAUCCAUGUCCCUUUCCGGGGUGUUCCCGCCCAGGCCCACGUCCCCACAUUCUCUAUCACUGUGCCCUCCUGGGGAGUGCCAUUGACCUCAUCUGCCUCUACUCGCAUCUUGUUUCUUUCACCCAGUCCUGUCCCUCCCCGUGGCCUCUGGCCUGCGCCUUCUCUGGGUCCGGAACACCCCUGUCCUCUCCCGACCGCACACCAGGGUGGAUGGGCCUAAGAACCAGGCAAUAAGCACAGGGCUCACAGCAGAGCCCUGCUAGCCCUGAGCGCCACCUCUGGAUCGGCAGGCGCCCAUAGCACAAGCCCGGACUGUCCAGCCAGGACUGUCCUUCAGGGAGGCUCGUGGGGACCCUGAGCCCAGAGCGUGGGGCGGCUGCCUGGACACUGCCCACCUGGACACCGGCCUUCUGCCGAGACAGAGACAGCGGGCACAGCAGGGCCUUGACGGCGACCCUGAUAGGGGUCUGGGGUGCUGAAGAUGGGGUCGAAGCUGAGGGGGCGUCAGCGAGGGGCUGCCCCAGGGCUCUGACCCAGCCGAGCCCCUCUGCUGGUCACGCGCACCCCAGAGACUGUCCCCCGCGUGUGCCCCGAGUCACGGAGCCUCAGCGGUGUCUGGGAGGCCCGAGUGGCUCCUGGGCCUGUGUCCCUCCCGCCCACAUGAGGGUGACUGUAAACUCCCGUGUUUGCGCGACUUCGAGUGUGCGGAUGGGUGUGCGUCUGUCUUGGGAUGGGGUGUUCUGCAGCGUUCUGUGUCCUUAGUGAGACCGCAGUGUGGGUGGUGGUGCAGAGUGGCCUGUGUGUGGCUGGGAGGGGCACCUAGACAUUGUGGUUUGUCUGUGUGGAUCUGUGUUUUCAGGAGUGGCUGGCACAUUUACCUGUCACCCUGUCUGUCCGGCCUGUCUGAGGAGCACCGGGUCCUGCUCCGGGCUGUGAGAGCUGGCCUGUGCCUCCGAGUGUAUCAGUUGGCUCCUGCGACAGGGACGCCAGCACCGAGGCUCCGGCCCACGUGUUCAUUACCUCCUGGGGGCCACAGCCCAGGCUGGGGCCAGCGGGGGCCUCCGUGGCGUGGGCGUGUGUGAGAGGGGCAGACACCCGCUGGAGAAGCAACAGGGACGGAGGCAGAAGGACGGCUGCGGCCAGGUGGCGGAGGAGGCCAGACCUCAGCGUGGCCCUCUGUGUGCCGGGCACAGAGAAAGCCAGCGCCUGAAGCCUGAGUCUAAGCGUAGCUGAGCCCCGACCCCCAGCCAGUCCAGGACCCCACAGCUGCCACCUGCUCCCAAGCCCCGGGAGCAGCUCCUGGCUGGGCAGGGGGUCACAGCCCUUUCUCAGGGACACACCCUGACAGCACAAUCCAUGCCUCACCCGGCCAGCCGUGCCCUUCCUGGGAAACCCGGGCUGGCUGGCGGGGAGGCUGGAGCCCACCUUGGCUGCUGGCCAACCUGCCCAGGCAUCCCUGGUGCUGGGGAACCCGCCAGGCCUCGCUUGCUGUGACCCACCCCUCCCCCCCGCAUGUGGGAGCCCCGCCCACGCGGGGUCUGUGUACGUUCGCUGUAGACCUUGUCUUCCUGCAAUAAACACGUGGAUCCUGC
This is a messenger RNA of Psammomys obesus (fat sand rat), 2666 nucleotides long. RefSeq names its product DIRAS family GTPase 1 (gene Diras1). The coding region runs from base 85 to 681 and encodes 198 amino acids. Gene Ontology annotation, cellular component: plasma membrane. NCBI's taxonomy places the organism in Eukaryota, Metazoa, Chordata, Mammalia, Rodentia, Muridae. The record is from RefSeq and is a predicted model, not a curated record. Gene Ontology annotation, biological process: signal transduction. The transcript is spliced from 2 exons. Gene Ontology annotation, molecular function: GDP binding; GTPase activity; GTP binding.